Abrus precatorius (Indian licorice) is the source of this 345-nucleotide messenger RNA. RefSeq names its product flowering-promoting factor 1-like. Lineage: Eukaryota; Viridiplantae; Streptophyta; Magnoliopsida; Fabales; Fabaceae. The coding region runs from base 1 to 345 and encodes 114 amino acids. The record is from RefSeq and is a predicted model, not a curated record. Gene Ontology annotation, biological process: regulation of flower development; vegetative to reproductive phase transition of meristem. The transcript has a single exon.
AUGUCUGGGGUUUGGGUAUUCAAGAAUGGUGUGUUUCGAUUGGUGGAAAACCCUCAAGCUGAGGCCUCAGAUGGAAGGCAAGGAAAGGGAAGUAGCUCAAAGAAAAAGGUGUUGGUUCACUUGCCAACUGGGGAAGUUGUGUCUUCCUAUGCUUUUCUUGAGCAAAUCUUAACUGGAUUAGGGUGGGAGAGGUACUAUGAUGGAGACCCUGACCUGUACCAAUUCCACAAACACUCUUCAAUUGACCUAAUUUCCCUACCAAAAGAUUUCUCCAAGUUCAACUCCAUCAAUAUGUAUGAUAUAGUCAUCAAGAACCCCAAUGUCUUCCAUGUCCGGGAUAAGUGA